Messenger RNA from Porites evermanni, 2240 nucleotides. The record is from the annotation of a GenBank genome assembly. NCBI's taxonomy places the organism in Eukaryota, Metazoa, Cnidaria, Anthozoa, Scleractinia, Poritidae.
AUGGGCAUUUGCCGUCAGUUCGUUCCAGGAAUCGAUGUUCCAGCCGAGGUAGUUCUUGCAACAACCGGUACUUUCUUCGUCAGCACACUGUGUAACCCGAUCAUCUAUUCUAUCCGUAAACGAGAAUUCCGUACCGCAGUAAGAAAAGUAUUCAGAUCGAUUGGAGUUUGUAUUUAGGUUCCAUCGACAAUAAAACUUUUGGGCCACUACCAAUAACAACGGAGACAAAAUAUAAUUUUGAGACUUGGCACAAAUGUUAACGAAAACCUUUGCAGCUUCUGAGAGACAAAAUUGUCAUGGAACAUACAUUCACUACGAGAGCAAAGAAGAGGUAGUGACGUUACUUAGAAUUGAGGCAAACUCUUAAACGAGCAACAUGAUGAAUGAUAACCAUCACCACGAGGCCAUUUUAUCAAUGCGGCGGUGGACUAACCUGGGUAAAAAGAGAAAAGAUGGGCAAAAUAGGGCCCACAAAUGGCACAUGAGAAUGUGUCCUUACUCUACUUCAUCGCGCAUUCCUCGUGUUUUCCCGAGUUUGAUUUUUUUUUUCGUUUAGAGCAGGUUUGCAAUGGACUGGAAUAGUUCCUUACAAAAAGACAUCAGGAAAAGAACGCNUUUUUGUUAAUUGGAUGAAUCUCACUAAUUGUUGAGAUAUCACAGUAAAUUGUUAGGUAGCCUGAGCAUAUAAUUUAAGGAGAUUAGAAUGGCAUAGGAAGAACUAUUCAGUAUUAUAAUUUAAAGAUUAUAGUUGCUUUACAAUUUACCUCAAGAUAAGAAAAUGACAGUAAAUCAAAAGACAACAGGUUAUACUGAGGGAUAAAAGGUAAUUAGUUGAGAAAUGAUUCUAAAAUUAAAGGUGCGCUCGUCAUUAAAUAUUCAGCUGAUCGCAGGGGGAAGUGAACGUUUUUACUUAUUAAAAACGAUUGCUGUUUUGCAGUGAUCAGAGAUUGUUUCUUCACUGUUUCUUCUUCCUUCAAAAAUGAUUUUCAUUGUUUCAAAGAGAUUAAAAAACAAAACCAAACAACCAAAAAACCCUAAAUAUAUAUUUUCUAAAGAAAACAAAAGUGAAAAAGAACAGAAACUAAGCUUUCAGGAAUUGUACAAGAUUUUCCAUAUGUUACUCCCUGCGUUUUAGUUACAGUGUGGGACCAAUUUCCGUCCACGUAUUCAGCUAAAGAAAAGAAAUGACGUAAAUUGUAUAAGAAAAUAUUCAAUUCAGCUGUAAAAAGUACAUACAUUUGAGAAAAUUAACUCACUUUGGUUGCUUUACUCGUAACGGUCAAACAAAUUACAUUACUUGUAUGUACGCAACUCCAGCCAUGAGCUUUCCUCAAGUAAUAGCAGCCUUCCACGCACUUUUCGACGCGAUCGGUCUUCCUGGUAAUUUAUUGGUCAUAGUGACGAUCAUCCUCGAAUCAAGAUUUCAUGUGAUGCGACAUAUUUUACUGGCAAGUCUGGCUUUAUCAGACUUUCUGCUGUUGGUCCUCGUCAACUCAUUCCGCAUCGAAAGCAUAGCGCAAGAACAUUGGUUAUAUGGUCAAACAAUGUGUUAUCUCAACCCAUUCUUUGUGAGAUACUUCUACAUCAACACGGUUCUUCACUUGCUAGCAGUGUCUUAUGAUCGAUACCUAGCGAUCGUCAAGUCGCCUUUGACGUACCACGGCACCAUUACAAAAACCAGAGUAGCAUUUAUGGCACUUAUCUGGAUAAUCCCGAUUCCACUUUCCAUCGGUCCAUUCCUUGGUUGGGGAAAGUACGUUUACAACCCAGAGGUGUUCUUCUGCGAGCAGGGAUGGGCUGUGCAGAGUGAUUCCACAAGAGGAAACAUGAUCGUUUUACCGAUCGCAACGUUUAUUGUGCCAUUCAUGGUCAUUGUAUUCCUGAACGGGUCUGUGUACAAGGCGGCGCGAAGGCAGAUAAACGCCAUUGACGUCCAAGUGGCUGAUGCUCAAAGCCCUCAGCAGCAAGAGAUCGUAUCGAGGAGGCUGAGCGACCGCAAGGCAGCUGUUGAUGUCACCAUCAUCAUCACUGCGUUCGUGCUGUGCUAUCUCCCAGCCUGGCUUAUGGGCAUUUGCCGUCAGUUCGUUCCAGGAAUCGAUGUUCCAGCCGAGGUAGUUCUUGCAACAACCUGUACUUUCUUCGUCAGCACACUGUGUAACCCGAUCAUCUAUUCUAUCCGUAAACGAGAAUUCCGUACCGCAGUAAAGAAAGUAUUCAGAUUGAUUGAAGUUUGUAUUUAG